AUGGCCAUAGAAGUUUUAUGCAUUUGUAACUACACGUUGUCUAUAAAAUACAAAUUCACAGCGUUAAACUCGUCGUUUGCUAGUUUUGUGAAAAACUUUUUGGAUAACGCUUCUAAGAAGCAAAGAUAUUCUGCGACGCUUGUAGAACCACCGACACUGUUAGCGACGUAUCUUGAAGCUCACAACAAACUGUGCAACAUAAUCGAUCUACACAACGAAUGUUUCGGACUUCAAAUUUUUGAGAUAUUGUUUAUUGGAGUUGUUCACACUACAUACACCCUUUUUUUGCUUCUGAUCUACGCAAGUGGUAAAGCAAAACCUACCAGCGAUACUAGCGUUGUGUACAUAUUAAUCGUUUACGUCUACUUCUGUUUAAUUUUUACCAUAUUUGGAAUAAUGGUGACAGUUUUUUGUACAACCGCAGCCCGUGCAGCUCGACGAACUGCAACGAUCUGUUACAAGCUACUGCUAAACAUUUCGUUAGAAUCGAAAUCUUGUUAUGAACAGGCUUUAAGGAAGGAACUACUAUUAUUUGCUGAACAAGUCAAUCAGCGUCAAGUUAAGUUUAGUGCUGGUGGAUUUCUGACUAUCGACUACAACACGUUGUAUAAUCUGUUUGGAUCAACUGCAAUGAAUGUUAUAAUUUUGUUACAAUUUCAAAAACAGGGUGCUGUAAAUAAUUAA
This is a messenger RNA of Zophobas morio, 684 nucleotides long. Its product is annotated as gustatory and pheromone receptor 32a-like. The transcript is spliced from 2 exons. Gene Ontology annotation, biological process: chemosensory behavior; sensory perception of taste; male courtship behavior. Lineage: Eukaryota; Metazoa; Arthropoda; Insecta; Coleoptera; Tenebrionidae. The record is from RefSeq and is a predicted model, not a curated record. Gene Ontology annotation, cellular component: neuronal cell body; axon; membrane. The coding region runs from base 1 to 684 and encodes 227 amino acids.